Cyprinus carpio (common carp) is the source of this 2556-nucleotide messenger RNA. RefSeq names its product transmembrane prolyl 4-hydroxylase-like. The record is from RefSeq and is a predicted model, not a curated record. Gene Ontology annotation, cellular component: endoplasmic reticulum. Gene Ontology annotation, molecular function: iron ion binding; procollagen-proline 4-dioxygenase activity; L-ascorbic acid binding. Gene Ontology annotation, biological process: peptidyl-proline hydroxylation to 4-hydroxy-L-proline. NCBI's taxonomy places the organism in Eukaryota, Metazoa, Chordata, Actinopteri, Cypriniformes, Cyprinidae.
UUAUUUUGAAAGGAUUAUUUGUCGCUCGGCGGCGGCUGCUUCGCGCGGCUUGAAGGACAGACUACAGACGAUUAUAAACGCUGUUCUUAUUUUCCUUCUUCGUUUACAGAGGACUCGUGCGGUUUCCCGCUCUUAUUACUGGUGUCAUCCAUCUGGUGUGUGUAGGACUUGUCAGAUUUGCUCGCCUCCUCCCGCGGUUCAGUCUGAAGACGUUCCUGCACAGAUCCUCGUCAGCGCGCACGAUGGAGAUUUGUUAUGAGCGCGCGGCCCGUAUCUCUCUCACUCGUCAUGUAGGUAUGUGAUAGCGCUCGUGGCUGUGAUGCUCGUGAGCAGCUGUCAGACCAGGUCACCUCUGCUGGACAAACCUGACCCGAGAGCUUAGAGAAGCGCCAUGCGUGGACGAGCUGGGAUUUAGGAGAUGGGUGAGUAUGAGGACAUUCUGCAUAGGCUCGAGGGGGAGGCACGUCAUUUCCCCCCUCCACCGCGACACCCAGGCGGCCGCGAGCGACUCAACAUCCAGAAGAGCAGCGUGUGCUCCAGGGCCUACUUCGUGGUGGUCAUGGCCUUCUUCCACCUCUAUAUAAUAAACAUCAUAGCUCUGCUGCUGUAUGUGCACUAUAACACGGGCUCUGGGGAGCAGGAUGUACCCCUGGAGAAGAGUGCUGGUGCCCCUCGACCCAUGCCUGCCGAGCCCCAGACCCCCUCCUCAGCGACCCUGAGCCCUGAGCUCUCCUUCCGGCUGCCGCGCCUCGAGGGCAUCCGGGUUGGACACGUGCAGAGAGUUUCUCUGGUUCCCGACCGGACACACAACAUGCGCACCCUCAGCUUGAAGCCACUGCUGUUUGAGAUCCCAGGAUUCCUGAGUGUGGAGGAGAGCAGUGUGGUGAUGCAGCUGGCUCAGCUGAAGGGCCUGACCCACAGCUCGCUCCUCACGGCCCCGGACAGCCAGGAGGAGCAGCUCACUCAAGACGAGCUCUUCAGCCUGCUCGACCUCAACCAGGACGGCCUUCUGCAGAGGGAGGAGAUUUUGAGUCUGUCUCAUUCGACUGACGGAUCUUGGCUGAGCUCAUACAAUUUACGGAAAAUCCACACCGGGUUUGAGACCAGCCCUUCUGGAGUUUUGUCUCUGCAGGAGUUUAAGCGCGUCAGUGGUGGAGUGUUGCAGUAUGGCAGCGCUGGCCAAGGCUUGGACGGACAUGCCGAGGUCAGGCAGAGGAGCACACACACCCGACUUUAUCUCGGACAGGGCACACACCACCUGCUGAAGAGCAUCAGAAACAGAGUGACCCGUUUAACGCGACUGCCGUCCUCAUUGGUCGAUCUCAGCGAGCCAAUGGAAGUCGUCCGUUAUGAGCAGGGCGGGUACAGCCACGCCCACCACGACAGCAGCCUCACCAGUCACCACAGCAGCUGCGCCCACACACACCUGGCAGCUAAUACCUCCGCCUCCACACAGGUCGCAUGCAGGUACCUGACGGUCUUGCUGCAUCUGAACUCGGCGGAUGGAGGAGGAGAGACCAGCUUCCCGGUGGCUGACAACAGGACGUACGAGGAGGAGGUCUUAGGUGAUCUCUCUCAGCAGUACUGUGAUAAAGGCAAUCUGAAGGUCAAACCUGUAGCUGGAACCGCUCUGCUGUGGUACAACCACCUCUCCGAUGGAAAUGGUUGGGUUGGAGAGCUGGAUGAAUUCUCUCUGCACGGCGACUGCUUAGUCACUCGGGGCUUCAAAUGGACAGGAAGUGUGUGGGUGAACAUCGACCCUGACCAGCAGCGGCAGGAGCGCUACCAGCGUCUGGUCUCGUGGCAUCCAGACGGGCAAAGCAAAAAGCCCGAGCAUGGAGACCUUCACCAAGACCUCUGAACCAGACGUCCUGUCACACCGUGUCUGCACUGGACGCCACAAAGAGACCAGUGCAGAUCAUUUAUACGUUCAGUACGUCAGAAAUAGAGCGAGGCAGCAGUUUACUGUCGGGGAUUUGUCGUGUCGCGUCCAGUGUAUGUCCAGCCGCUCAUGUCCGGUGUAGACACGGUGCUAGAAACUACGCUUCUGUACUGAUCUAGAGUCAGUUUCCUCUAAUGUGAAGCCUUGUUUAGGAAAGUAAAAGCCGGUGCAGUAAGAGAUCCCCACUGCUGCAAGCUUUACUUUAUGUAGCUGUCACCACCUGCUCCAGUGACAUAUGAUUUAAUAUUCAAGAGUUCAACAGGGAAAUCCCUCUUUCAAUAAUAGCUAAACAUUCACUCAUUUAUAGUUUGCUGGUGUUGCACAAGUUAUUUAAUCAUUAUUUAUUGAAAAGUUUCAUUCAGUGUGGCAUAUUUAUUGAAGAUAUUACUUAUUUGUCAUAUUGCUAUUUAUUUAUUAUUUUAUUAUUUAUUCAAAUAUAUAUAUAUAAUCAGAUGUGUUGUGUGUACAUGUAUGUAGUCAAAUAGUGUGUGUCUAUCUCAGGUUUGGUUAUGCCCAGGUAGGCUUUUUCCAUUUUAAUGCACUAUUUCAAGCAAAGAAAUUGUGAGAUAUUUAAGUUAAAUUAAGAAAUAAAUUCAUACUUAUGGAAGAGCGUA